Molecule: messenger RNA, 760 nt
Organism: Linum tenue
Lineage: Eukaryota; Viridiplantae; Streptophyta; Magnoliopsida; Malpighiales; Linaceae
Source: the annotation of a GenBank genome assembly
ACAGAUAUUUUUUUUGCUUUUCCCUCCCAUCUCUCUUCCCAGCCACACAACUUUUCUUCUCUCUUUCUCUUCCUUCUACAGAAACCAACAACCCACUUGUUUCUUUCUCCCUCUCUCUGUACAAGAACAAAAAAAAAAGGAAGAAUAUGAAGAAGAAGAAGAAGACGCAGGAAGCAGAAGAACCAGGAGAAGAAGGAACCCCCACCCCACCCCACCUCACUUGUGCUCUUCCUUCUCUCUUCUCUCCGACGUCGUCUCUUUCGCGCUCUGCGAUCUCAAAUCUCCGAAAUCGCCCAUGAAGCGGCAAACUUGCCAAUGAAGGAGAGUCAUUCGACGCCUGGUUGGCUAGAUCAACGUCCUUUUGGAUCGAUGAAGAGAAGGGAAGGCGUGAACGACGAUGAAGGAAGAAGGAAGUGAUUCGUCUACACUCAUGCCAGAAGGAACAUGUCAUGCCGCCGGCGGUGGGACUGCUGUCAACCGCGACCAAGGCGGUUGUGGAUAUGCAAUGUUAAGGAACUUGCUUAUGUCUUGGACGAAAAGGGUUGAUUUCCUUCCAUUCGAGACUGGUUGCUGGUUUCUUAUACGAAAUUGUGCUGCCCUGAAUUCGAAGAUUAUGAGAACUGGGGCCAGUACAUUGGAGUUUUCCUUACGUGGUGGCUAUGUGGUGUUACUUUCGGUUUCAGGUUUCUUAUGUUCUGGUCCAGUUACAAAACUAAGCUACUUCAGAGUUUUGCCGGUUUCCUACUGUCAUUCUGCGUAA